Passer montanus (Eurasian tree sparrow) is the source of this 1227-nucleotide messenger RNA. RefSeq names its product aquaporin 9 (gene AQP9). Bases 236 to 1102 code for a protein of 288 amino acids. NCBI's taxonomy places the organism in Eukaryota, Metazoa, Chordata, Aves, Passeriformes, Passeridae. The transcript has 6 exons. Gene Ontology annotation, cellular component: basolateral plasma membrane; plasma membrane. The record is from RefSeq and is a predicted model, not a curated record. Gene Ontology annotation, biological process: water transport; glycerol transmembrane transport. Gene Ontology annotation, molecular function: glycerol channel activity; water channel activity; urea transmembrane transporter activity.
UAAAUAGAAGUGCACUCAGAGAAGGCAUAGAAUGACAAACCCAUGAAUUGUUAGGGCAUGUUGAGUUGGUUCUGUCAAUGCCUGCAGUCAGAUGAUUUCACUGGCUGUACAAGAUGAAAUCUCAUAUUUCAAUGUUUAAGUAAAAGUGUCAAAGUUCAGCUGGAGCAGGGACGAAUACAGAACAAAUUUUGUGUGUAUUUGUAACUAGGGCACCAGAGCAAUAGAGGAAGCCAAAAUGAGCCGGAAAAACAAAAGGAGUUUAAAGGAGAAAUUUUCCUUGAAGAACAGCCUGGUUAAAGAAGCCCUCUCAGAGUUCCUGGGAACUUUUAUACUGAUAGCCCUGGGCUGUGGCUGCGUGGGCCAGGCCGUGCUGAGCCGCGGGGCGCACGGCGGGCCCAUGACGGUGUCGGUGGGCUUUGCCAUGGCAGUCACCAUCGCGGUCUACGUGUCCGGGGGCGUUUCUGGUGGUCACAUAAACCCAGCUGUUUCAUUAGCCAUGUGCGUGACUGGAAGAUUAAAAUGGACCAAAUUACCAAUUUACAUAUUAGCACAAUUCCUGGGAGCAUUCGUUGGAGCAGCGGCUGUCUUUGGGAUUUAUUACAAUGCCUUUAUGGAGUACAGUGAUGGAAAACUUGAAGUCACAGGACCAAAUGCAACAGCACAAAUCUUUGCAACAUAUCCAGCUCCCUAUCUGACCCUCGUAAAUGGAUUUGCAGAUCAGGUGAUGUCAACAGCUGUUCUUCUUCUGGCUAUAUUUGCUAUUUUUGACACCAAAAAUAACAGCGUACCCAAGGGCCUGGAGCCGAUUGCAGUAGGACUUCUUAUAAUUGUUCUUACUUGCUCCUUGGGAAUGAACAGUGGCUGUGCCAUGAACCCAGCCAGGGAUCUUGGCCCAAGGCUCUUCACAGCCAUUGCAGGAUGGGGGAUGGAAGUAUUCACGGCUGGUAAUAAUUGGUGGUGGGUUCCUAUAGUUGCACCUCUGCUGGGAGGUGUACUUGGAGCAAUGAUCUAUGUCAUUUUUAUUGAAAUUCAUCACUCGGAUCCUCAGCCAGGAGAAGAAAAUGAUGUGCAUGCUAAAUAUGAAUUGAGCAAUAUGGCAUAAGAAGUGAAGAAUUUUCUCUGUCAUUGUGUUGUGCAGUUUUUAUGCAAAUGGUUGUUUGGACCACUCUAUGAAACCCAUAUGUCUUGACUAGAAACUCACCUUUCAAAGCAGCAAUUCUGUAUAGA